CUCCCCUGCGGUCUCCUCAACUCCGCCCCCUUCUUGCCCUCACAGGGCGCAGGCGCAGGAGGCGGCAACAGUGCGCGAGGCACAGAGCGGGGAGAGAGAGGCGCGACUCGCGAGCUGUACACGCUGGUGAGGGAACAGAGCGAGCGCGCGAUCUUCCCCCCGCCACAGGCACUGAGGUACCUACCAACCGCUGCCCCGCGAGCGCGACGCGCCAACGGCUGCCGAAAAGCCCGACGGUCACUGAGCGCAAGGCGCCAACGGCUGCGGAGCGAGCGCGUUCGCGCGCUAGGUAACCCGUGAAGCGCGAACUCUCCGCUUAGUCCCCGCGUGAGAGGGGUGCCGCUGAGUGCCCAGCCCGGCAGUCACUACGGAAGCGGCCAUGGGGGACCGAGAGCAGCUGCUGCAGCGAGCCCGCCUGGCCGAGCAGGCGGAAAGAUACGACGACAUGGCCUCAGCCAUGAAGGCGAUGUUUCUAUGGCAUCAAGAAGGCAUAACUGGAGGAGGCCUUACCCACCAACCUGGGGAGCUUUCAUUCAAAGAUCGUGUAAUAGCUGCAUCCAGGAACAUAAACACUCACAGCACAAGAUCCCUCAAGGUGACUGAGCUGAAUGAGCCCCUCUCCAAUGAAGAUAGAAACCUGCUGUCUGUAGCCUACAAGAAUGUUGUUGGGGCUAGACGAUCUUCCUGGCGAGUCAUCAGCAGCAUAGAGCAGAAAACUAUGGCGGAUGGGAAUGAGAAGAAGCUGGAAAAAGUUAAAGCAUACAGGGAGAAGAUCGAAAAGGAGUUGGAGACUGUCUGCAAUGAUGUUUUGGCCCUCUUAGAUAAGUUCUUGAUCAAGAACUGCAAUGACUUCCAGUAUGAGAGCAAGGUCUUUUAUCUGAAAAUGAAAGGAGAUUACUACCGCUAUUUGGCAGAAGUUGCUGCUGGUGAGAAGAAGAACAGUGUUGUGGAAGCUUCAGAGGCUGCCUAUAAAGAGGCUUUUGAAAUCAGCAAAGAGCACAUGCAGCCCACUCACCCGAUAAGGCUUGGGUUGGCACUCAACUUCUCAGUGUUCUACUAUGAAAUCCAGAAUGCACCUGAGCAGGCCUGCCUUUUAGCCAAACAAGCCUUUGAUGAUGCCAUAGCUGAGCUGGACACACUAAAUGAGGAUUCCUACAAGGACUCCACACUUAUCAUGCAGUUACUUCGAGACAACCUCACUCUCUGGACAAGUGACCAGCAGGAUGAGGAAGCAGGAGAGGGCAAUAACUAAAGAGCUUUCAUCCCAGCCCUUCUUCAUCCACUCCACGAUCCCCAUUAUCACCAUCCCACAAUAUUUCCUUGCCACAGUUUCACUAAAUAUCUAGUGCUAAGCAUAUCUGUAUUGUCAGCACAGCUGUUCAGAUCUGCAGUCCUCUUUAUCAGGAGGCAGUUCUGGAUAAGUCUUCAUGAGCAUUGCUGGAUUGAUUGAUUGAUCUGCCCUGUUUAUCAUAGUUGCACUUGAAUGGUGCAGAAAGAUGCAUAUUAAAGAGGCAUUUUAGUUUGCCUAUUGAUUAUCAAAUAUGGGCAAGAAUAAUGGAAAGUGAAUUAAUCAAAAGUCUAAUCUUAAAUUUUCCAUUUGAAAUGAGCUGAUAGUGUUUUGUUGAGCAGUACAUCUUGUGCAUGCAAAGCAAAUUAGCCACCCCGAAAACUUUUUCAACCAAUGAAAACAGUUAAAAAGCUGAUGUGAAGUGACAACUUAAUUCUAUUUAUCAGUUUACAAACUGUUCAGAAUGUGAGGUUUUGGUAGCAACUUGCUUUUUGCCUCUUUAACUUAUGAUGUGCACAGACUUUCAUUUAAUGCAAUGCAUCUACUUAAAAGUUUUGAUACUUGUAACCUUUUUUGCAGUUGUUUUGAAAUAUCAUGAAUUUAUUUUUUGUAAACUCUUUGGCUGUUUAGUUGUCUGUGUAUUCUGACAGCGCCAUGUCAGUGUUAGCCCAUGUUAAGAUGGAUGACUCUCUGAGAUGCCAGACUUCUAAAUUUAAUGUUUUGGAAUUAAAUGAAUAAAAUAAAAUGCUGCUUCGGAAAUAUUAUCUCUA
Molecule: messenger RNA, 2058 nt
Organism: Mauremys mutica (yellowpond turtle)
Lineage: Eukaryota; Metazoa; Chordata; Testudines; Geoemydidae
Product: 14-3-3 protein eta
Exons: 3
Coding region: 380-1252 (290 amino acids)
Biological process (GO): signal transduction
Cellular component (GO): cytoplasm
Source: RefSeq, a predicted model, not a curated record